CUCUUACUCCCAUCCCGACCCCCAUUACUAACCUUCCUUCUAUAAUUCCCAGCUUAAUUGACAGCAACCGAAGUGCCACUGGAGUAGAACCAUCUGCAGCCACCAUCCCACAGCACCUAUCGGACGCCUAUCGGCAAAAGUCCCUUAUAAGGCCACGCUAUCCCGUUUCCAUGGCGACAUUCAACGUUCGCACUCUAAGACAAACAGGUCAACAGGCUGCACUCGCACGCACCUUGGACACACUGGGUAUUGAUGUGUGUUGUGUGUCCGAAACUAGGAUCAAUGACCCUAACGGGGUUAUUGAAUUAACUGCACCCGGCUUAUCCUCUCGUUAUUGGUUGCACGCAUCCGGAGACGCCGAUGCAGCACUCACGGGUCAAGCUGGUGUAGGUAUCAUUCUAAGCUCCAAGGCUGAGCCAUCGUUGGUUGAUUGGAUUCCGGUGAACAGCCGUUUAUGUGCAGCCCGUUUGACGACAUCAGCUAAGGUUGAUUCACGAAGUAGUACAAAACGCUGUUUGUUUGUGAUUUCCGCUUAUGCUCCCACCGACUGCAGUUCUAAUGCUGUCAAGGACACAUUCUAUCACGAACUGAACGCGCUACUACGCAGUGCUACUAGUUCAGAUAUUAUAGUACUUGCAGGGGAUAUGAACGCACAAGUAGGGCGUCUGAGCUCUUCAGAAGCUCAGCUGGGUGGUAAUUAUGGGCUUAACUCCGAACGGACUGACAACGGUGAGCGUCUGCUGCAACUGUGUGCGGAGCACCAGUUGUUUCUUAGUAGCACUGCUUUUAGACACAGUGGGCGCCGAAGUGCCACUUGGCGUCCUCCUGUAGCUGGCCAGCGAUGGACCCAAAUUGACCACAUAGCCAUAAGUUACAGGUGGCGUGGUUCCAUCCUGGAUUGCCGCUCAUACUGGAGUACCUGUGUCGACUCUGAUCAUGCCUUGGUACGCUGUCGUUUCUCCAUGAACUUUACCGGGAGGCGCACCAAGCGUCCCCUACGAUUGGCAACGGAGAAAUUGUCUCAGUCCUCGGUCAGGCAAGCCUAUCAAGAGGCGCUGCGUAUCGAACUUCCGCUGUCUUGUCCUAAUGACACUGAGCUUCAGUGGAAUAGGAUCUCGGCCGCCAUGCACGACGCAGGAGCAUCUGCUUGUGGCACCAUCAGUCGUCACCGCACCAGUCACUGGAUAUCCGAGAGGUCGGUGAACCUGUUGGAAUCUAGAAGACACCUCCCGGCUGGCUCUGAACACAAUGUGACCAGACGGGCUAUUAGGCGUGAACUAAAGCGGAGCCUACGUGCUGACAAGGAAGCCUGGUGGACCAGUCGGGCUCAAGAAAUGGAGGAGCAGGAGCAGUAGGCAAUUACCGCAAGCUCUUCCAGCUAAUCCGCACCACUGGUCCCAGAAAACCAGGCGUCAGUGAGACAAUCAGAGACAGCGCGGGUGCGCUGAUACACAAUAAGGAGCGCCGUAUGGCUCGUUGGGCGGAACACUUUCAAGAUCAGUUCAGCUGGCCCCCUGCUCCCGGACCUCUUCCUACUCAGGUGAUGCAGGACGAGCCAUGGACGGUUAGUUUAGAGCCUCCGUCGGAGGCCGAGGUCCGAAACGCGAUCACAGCCCUUAAUCGUUUUCGUGCCGCUGGCCCGGAUUCCCUCCCACCUGCACUAUUUAAGGAUGGAGGUGAGGUCCUCUGCAAAGCACUGACCUCCUUAUUCGAAUGUAUCUGGAAGGAAGAGAUGUCCCGGCUAAUUGGAGCGAAUCGAUUAUAGUGGCAAUAUACAAGAAGGGCAGUCGCACAGACUGUUCUAACCACAGGGGUAUUAGCCUAACGCCAGUUGUGACAAAAUUACUGGCCUCGAUUCUCGUUCGUCGCCUCACUGCGGAACGGGAAUCUCGGAUUAGGGAAGAGCAGGCCGGUUUCCGCCC
Messenger RNA from Dicrocoelium dendriticum, 1922 nucleotides. The record is from the annotation of a GenBank genome assembly. NCBI's taxonomy places the organism in Eukaryota, Metazoa, Platyhelminthes, Trematoda, Plagiorchiida, Dicrocoeliidae.